ACGACUUUCUAGCGACGGAAGUAAAAGACAUAUUUGCUAGUGUUCACAAAAAAACAACAACAACAACAACAUAACGAAAGCACUAAAAAAUUUUUACACAAACAGUGGAAUUCAUCAUGGAUGCUGGAGCUGAUCGGAAGAGAGUACGUGAAGAGGAAGUGGAUUCUGAACUGUCAGAUGAUGACUACGUUCCCUAUGUGCCCAUCAAGCAGAGGAAACAACAGAAGUUACAAAAACUGAUGCAAAUCCGCCGCAAAGGAGUGACGGAAGAAGAGCAGGACAGCGGCAGUGAUCAGAGAGGAGAUGAAGAUGACAUUCCCUUGGGACCCCGGUCCAACGUUAGUCUUUUGGAUCAACACCAGCACCUGAAAGAGAAGGCUGAAGCUCGAAAGGAAUCUGCCAAGGAAAAACAGCUAAAGGAAGAAGAGAAAAUCUUGGAGAGUGUAACAGAAGGAAGAGCUCUUAUGUCUGUAAAAGAAAUGGCAAAAGGCAUAACCUAUGAUGACCCCAUAAAGACCAGUUGGAAAGCCCCACGCUACAUUCUUACAAUGUCACAUGCACGCCAUGAUCGUGUCAGGCGCAAAUAUCACAUUUUGGUGGAGGGUGAAGGAAUACCCCCACCUAUCAAGACCUUCAAGGAAAUGAAACUACCUGCAGCUAUUUUAAGGGGAUUGAAAAAAAAGGGAAUUCAGCAUCCGACCCCUAUACAGAUCCAAGGAAUCCCAACUAUAUUGGCUGGUAGGGAUAUGAUUGGCAUUGCUUUCACUGGAUCUGGGAAAACUCUGGUUUUUACACUACCUGUAAUCAUGUUCUGCUUGGAGCAAGAGAAGAGAUUACCCUUCACUAAGAGGGAAGGACCAUAUGGACUCAUCAUAUGCCCGUCGAGGGAGUUAGCGCGUCAGACACACAGUAUUAUUGAUUAUUACUGCCGGUUACUUCAAGAAGAUGGCUUCCCAGUAUUACGCACUGCUCUCUGCAUUGGUGGAAUGUCCGUCAAGGAGCAAAUGGAAACUAUCAAGCAGGGGGUGCAUAUGAUGGUGGCAACACCUGGUCGGCUCAUGGACCUUCUGCAGAAGAAGAUGGUGAGUUUAGAUAUCUGCCGUUACUUGGCUUUGGAUGAGGCUGAUCGCAUGAUAGACAUGGGUUUUGAGGAAGACAUCAGGACAAUCUUCUCCUACUUUAAGGGGCAGAGACAAACUUUGCUUUUUAGCGCCACUAUGCCCAAAAAGAUCCAGAACUUUGCCAAAAGUGCCCUAGUAAAACCAAUAACUAUUAACGUUGGAAGAGCGGGUGCUGCCAGUCUGGAUGUAAUUCAGGAAGUAGAAUAUGUAAAGGAAGAAGCAAAGAUGGUUUAUCUGUUAGAAUGUUUGCAGAAGACUCCCCCUCCUGUCCUGAUUUUUGCUGAGAAGAAAGCAGAUGUCGAUGCUAUACAUGAGUAUUUGUUACUCAAAGGUGUGGAGGCAGUGGCUAUUCAUGGAGGAAAGGACCAAGAGGAAAGAACUAAAGCAAUAGAAGCUUUCAGGGAAGAAAAGAAGGAUGUUUUGGUCGCUACAGACGUUGCAUCCAAAGGUCUGGACUUUCCUGCUAUCCAGCAUGUAGUUAACUAUGAUAUGCCUGAAGAGAUUGAGAACUACGUUCAUAGAAUUGGACGUACUGGAAGAUCAGGUAACACUGGAAUAGCAACCACUUUUAUCAACAAGGCAUGCGAUGAAUCUGUGUUGAUGGAUCUAAAAGCUCUUCUCAUCGAGGCAAAGCAGAAAGUGCCCCCUGUUCUUCAAGUGCUCAACAGCAGUGAUGAGACCAUGCUCGAUAUUGGAGGGGAAAGAGGCUGUGCGUUUUGUGGUGGUCUGGGCCAUCGUAUUACAGACUGCCCCAAGUUGGAGGCCAUGCAGACCAAACAAGUCAGCACCAUUGGAAGGAAAGAUUACCUGGCCACCAGCUCAAUGGAUUUCUAAGGAAGAUGAUAAAUGGUGUGGCAGCACUGCACAAUAUUAUUGCAUUUUCUCUUUAUGCUGGAAACGGUUAAGAAAACUUUUCAGGAUGGCCCUCCUGCAAUAAAGACUGCAGUGGACAAAGUGACAUCCCAGCCUCACUAUUAACUCCUGAUGGGUGCGCUUCAGAGACUGGUUUGUUAUUUUUCACCACUGGGCAGACAACAUAGGUUUCCAUGAAACAUUUUAUCUGCUCGAAAACCGGCUAACGACUGUAGUCUGAAACUAGGGCACAUUUAUCGAUUUUAUCGAUAUAAACAUGAUGUACAAAUGUAAAUUGUUGAAACUUUGUAUUUUUUUCUCUCUGAGCUACAUUGUCUUAGAUACAUAGCUAUCUAUUGUCACUGUUUUGUUUUGCAUGUGUACAUGUUUAAUAAAGGUUGACAUUUA
This is a messenger RNA of Bombina bombina (fire-bellied toad), 2381 nucleotides long. It is a transcript of the gene DDX41, whose product is annotated as DEAD-box helicase 41. The record is from RefSeq and is a predicted model, not a curated record. Gene Ontology annotation, molecular function: zinc ion binding; ATP binding; RNA helicase activity. Gene Ontology annotation, biological process: mRNA splicing, via spliceosome. Gene Ontology annotation, cellular component: spliceosomal complex. NCBI's taxonomy places the organism in Eukaryota, Metazoa, Chordata, Amphibia, Anura, Bombinatoridae.